Hevea brasiliensis (rubber tree) is the source of this 780-nucleotide messenger RNA. RefSeq lists its product as uncharacterized. The record is from RefSeq and is a predicted model, not a curated record. Lineage: Eukaryota; Viridiplantae; Streptophyta; Magnoliopsida; Malpighiales; Euphorbiaceae. The transcript has a single exon. The coding region runs from base 1 to 780 and encodes 259 amino acids.
AUGGACAACCCAAAGGAUCACUCUGAUCAGCCUGAGAAGUCCUCCACCCAGAAACCCCAGAAUGCUGGGGAUGAACAAUCUAAUGUUGUUCCUAUCUCCAGGAGUGAAGCUGUUGCUCCUACCCUAGUAGUGACUAUUGAAGCAACUGGGACUGUACCCCCAAGGUCUUCUAGUAUUGCUCCUCCUGCUAGAGUUCUGCAGGGUAGGAGUGGUGGUGGGGGUGGCGAUGUGACUGCUGGUGGUGGUGGCUCCGGAGAGGGAUCUAGGAAGAGAAGAUGGAGGAUCAAUGAUCCAGGCGCGUCAGGCAGUGGUGGUGGUGGUGGCCAGAGGCCUAGGAGGAGGGUUGAUGCUGGAGUACCAGCAGUUUGUGCAGUUUGCAGCAGGAGUUUUCCUUCAUUUUAUGCUUUGUUUGGGCAUCUCCGUUCGCAUAAUAAUAGAGAGUGGGGAGGUGCUUUUCCUCCACCAGCAUACAACCCUGACUGGGUUCAGAGGGGCACUGGUGAUAGUCAGCAGCAAUCGCCAGCAGCAACCCAGAAAGUGAUGGAACAAGAAGUGAUACCCGCGCUUCUUGAUGCUGCUCAAGAGACCCUUGCAAAAAUGAAUCAAGGAGAGCAAAUUGCUCCAAGCACAACAAGCAGGGAAGUAUUGGAACUUGAUCUUAAUGUUCAGCCCCAGGAGGGCGAAUCUGCUGGCCCUUCUUCUGCAGUACCUGAAACUACUGUUCUUGAUCUUAAUCUCCCACCCCCAAAAGAAGACGAUGAAGAUGCACCUGCUCCUUAA